AUGUCUUAUAAGAUUGUGUUAGAUGAGGCUGCUAUUAUUAAAGAGAUUCUUUAUAAAUUAGAUUUAAGUAGUAGUAAUAAUAGUAAUAAAAAUGAUGUUGAAAUUACAAAAAUUCCUCAUUUAGUUGACUUGAAACAAUGUAAUUUACUAAUACAGUAUAUAAAACAACAAAAACUAGAAAUAUUUGUAAAGAACCAAGAUUUACUACAAUUGCAAAGUUUGUUAAAAUGA
Molecule: messenger RNA, 231 nt
Organism: Cetraspora pellucida
Lineage: Eukaryota; Fungi; Glomeromycota; Glomeromycetes; Diversisporales; Gigasporaceae
Source: the annotation of a GenBank genome assembly